Ochotona princeps (American pika) is the source of this 720-nucleotide messenger RNA. RefSeq names its product phosphatidylinositol glycan anchor biosynthesis class H (gene PIGH). The transcript is spliced from 4 exons. The record is from RefSeq and is a predicted model, not a curated record. Bases 46 to 612 code for a protein of 188 amino acids. NCBI's taxonomy places the organism in Eukaryota, Metazoa, Chordata, Mammalia, Lagomorpha, Ochotonidae. Gene Ontology annotation, biological process: GPI anchor biosynthetic process. Gene Ontology annotation, cellular component: glycosylphosphatidylinositol-N-acetylglucosaminyltransferase (GPI-GnT) complex.
CCGGAAGUGGGUAGAGCUGACAGGGGCUGUGCGGGCGGCGGCGUCAUGGAGGACGAGCGUAUCUUCUCGGACAUCUGCGGCGGCCGCCUGGCCCUGCAGCGCCGCUACUACUCCCCGUGCUGCCGGGAGUUCUGCGUCAGCUGCCCGCGGCUCUCGCUGCGCUCGCUCACCGCUGUCACCUGCACCGUGUGGUUGGCGGCCUACGGGCUCUUCAGCCUCUGUGAGAACAGCAUGGUCCUCUCUGCUGCCAUCUUCAUCAUCCUCGUGGGCCUGCUGGGUUACCUGCACUUUGUGAAGAUUGACCAGGAGACUUUACUGAUCAUUGCUUCCCUGGGCAUCCAGAUGACUUCAUGCUACGCAUCAGGCAAAGAAAGCACCACCUUCAUAGAGAUGGGCAAGGUCAAGGACAUUGUCAUCAAUGAGGCUAUUUACAUGCAGAAGGUGAUUUACUAUCUGUGCAUCCUGCUGAAGGACCCGCUGGAGCCGCAGGCCAUCGCCCAGGUGGUGCCCGUUUUCCAGAGCUCCAAGCCCCGGCUCGACUGCCUGACCGAAGUGUACAGGAGCUGCCAAGAGAUCCUGGCGCACCAGAAAGCCACGGCCACAGGCCCCUGAGACCAGCCUUGACGCCAGUGUUGUCUUCCUCAGGCAGUGGCUCCUGAGCUCCAGCAGCUGCUGUGUUUCCUCUAAGCCUUUCGGGUGGUCACGGUCCGCAGGAACCCG